CGGGACAAUGAGUACCGAAAACGGGAAGUCCGCAGAUGCGCCGGUGGCGGCACCGGCUGCAAAAGAGUUGACCAGCAAGGACUACUACUUCGACUCGUACGCUCACUUCGGUAUCCACGAGGAGAUGCUCAAGGACGAGGUGCGAACCACCACCUACCGGAACUCGAUCUAUCAUAACUCGCACUUGUUCAAAGACAAAGUUGUGAUGGAUGUUGGCUCGGGAACUGGAAUUCUUUCCAUGUUCGCCGCCAAGGCUGGAGCGAAGAAGGUUUUCGCGAUGGAAUUCUCCAACAUGGCGCUCACCUCCCGCAAAAUAAUCGCCGACAACAACCUGGACCACAUCGUCGAGGUGAUUCAGGCGAAGGUAGAGGACGUUCACGAGUUGCCAGGAGGCAUUGAGAAGGUCGAUAUCAUCAUUUCCGAGUGGAUGGGAUACUGCUUGUUCUACGAGUCGAUGCUCAACACUGUGCUCGUCGCCCGCGAUAGAUGGUUGGCUCCGAAUGGAAUGUUGUUCCCGGACAAGGCUCGUCUCUACGUCUGUGCUAUCGAGGAUCGUCAGUACAAGGAGGACAAGAUCCACUGGUGGGAUUCAGUCUACGGAUUCAACAUGUCCGCUAUCAAGAACGUCGCGAUCAAGGAGCCACUCGUCGAUAUCGUCGACAACGCUCAGGUCAACACCAACAAUUGUCUGCUGAAGGACGUUGAUUUGUACACCGUUAAAAUCGAGGAUCUCACGUUCAAAUCGGACUUUAAGCUGAGAUGCACUCGCAGCGACUAUAUUCAAGCUUUCGUCACCUUCUUCACCGUCGAGUUCUCCAAGUGCCACAAGAAAACCGGAUUCUCGACUGGGCCAGAUGUACAGUACACUCAUUGGAAGCAGACCGUCUUUUAUCUUAAAGACGCGCUCACAGUAAAGAAAGGCGAGGAAAUAACCGGAUCAUUCGAGAUGGCACCAAACAAGAACAACGAACGUGACUUGGAUAUCAACAUUUCGUUCGAUUUCAAGGGAGAAGUGUGUGAUCUCAACGAGCAGAACACCUACACCAUGCACUAAUUUUUGCUGUUUUUUUUUUCGUCUUUUUUCUCACACUUUUUUGCCCCCAAUUUUUACACUUUGUUGAUCCCCCGUUGUUCCCCCCGAAACCUCCCGAUUUCCGCAGAUACUCGAUUGUAUAUACCUCGAUGCGGGUUGUUGUCGCGCACCUCCUCUAUCCGCGCGCACGCUCACUCUGCUCGGUACUCCAUUUGUUGACCUUUUUCCAUAAAAAAAAAUCUGCC
Caenorhabditis elegans is the source of this 1278-nucleotide messenger RNA. RefSeq names its product Protein arginine N-methyltransferase 1 (gene prmt-1). Gene Ontology annotation, cellular component: cytoplasm; nucleus. The coding region runs from base 8 to 1054 and encodes 348 amino acids. The record is from RefSeq and is marked reviewed. Lineage: Eukaryota; Metazoa; Nematoda; Chromadorea; Rhabditida; Rhabditidae. Gene Ontology annotation, molecular function: protein-arginine omega-N monomethyltransferase activity; protein-arginine N-methyltransferase activity; protein-arginine omega-N asymmetric methyltransferase activity. The transcript has 3 exons.